Zea mays is the source of this 1956-nucleotide messenger RNA. RefSeq lists its product as uncharacterized. Lineage: Eukaryota; Viridiplantae; Streptophyta; Magnoliopsida; Poales; Poaceae. The record is from RefSeq and is a predicted model, not a curated record. The transcript has 3 exons. The coding region runs from base 104 to 1621 and encodes 505 amino acids.
GCAAGGGGAGGGGGCAGCGUAGGGGCUGCCGUUGCGCACAGCCUCAGCAGCAGGACAGGCCAACCAUACAACACAACCUUCUUCCCCAUCUGCUUCAAGCCCCAUGGCCGCCGUGGCUUUGAGCUUGGGCAGUGGCAGCGGUGGUAGGAGGAGACGGUCGUGCCGAGCGGCGCGCAGGGGGGACGGAGGAGGGGCAGGGGCAGGGGCAGGCUGCCGCCAUUUCCACGUCCACUACCAGUACCACAUCCCUCGCCAGGCAGUGUGGGCAUCCUCGCCUCCUGCUGUUGCCCCCGUACGGUACCUGCUGAUCCUUCCGGUGAUUUUCUUGGCGGCGCUUGCCUUUCUCGUGUGCUUCGGCUGGCUCACCCUGGUCUACCUUGCGUCGUCGUCGCUGUGGAGCCGUAGCGUGGACCGCGCCGGCGACGCCAGUGGAUUCGCCGGAGAAGACGAACGGGAGGAGAGACCUGUGAUGCCUGUGACGGACACGGAGCAUGCUGCUGGUCGUUCUGGCGUCUCAGGAGUUUGUGCUGGUGAAGGGAAGACGGAGAUAGGAGAGGCUGGAGAUGGAAUCUCUGAGGAACGUCGGUACGUAUCAACCAUGGUUUCAACAGGAAUCUGUUUCAGCGAUGACGAGCGAGCCAGUGAUGAGAAGAUUGUCAAGGAAGUGAUGGUGUUUGAGCCGUGUAAAGCUAAAGCAUUUGCCGAGCUGGAUGGUUCUUCGGAGGAGGAGGAGCACCAGCUGCUGCUAAUGGACAUUCCAAUAGAUUGUUUUCUUGAAGAGGUUAUCAACACCAGGCAGUUCAGCAUCUCACUCAGUAACGCAACCAAAUUACUUGACGCGCUGUCAGUUGGUGAAGUAAUUGCUGCAGAUACGAAGGAAGUCUCAGAUUUGAGUUCAACAGAGAUCUGGAAAUUCGUUGACAGGCAUGAUACUGCAGCAGAAAAAAUACCAGUUCACGGUGCUGGGGCUGAUUUUGUGAUUCCGGAGGCAACGUAUUCCGCUGAUUCAACCCUUCAUGGCCUUGAAGAUGAGUAUGAGAGUGAGAUCAAACAAGAACAGAGCCUAGCAGAACUAUCAGCUGACACUGUUCCUGGAAAUGUCACCGACGAAUGGCAAGAAACACAAACUUCGGUUACUGAGCAUAACAACAAGCAGGCUGAACCUGAAGCAGCCUCCAGUGAAGGAUACAGAAAGCAGGUCGUUGGUGUUUCAGACGAAUCUCAUGAUUCCGUACGUGAAAAUAUAUCUGAAAACGAAGCGGCUUCAAACGCUCCGUUCCAUCAAACAAACAGCGAUGAAGAUACUGAACUCCAAGAAGGCCUUUUCCCGAACAAGCGAGCGGAGGCGUCAACGUCUGCGUCUGCUGUCUGCGAUUUUGCCGACAACCAUUGGCGAACAGCAGAAGAACUUGCUGGCUCUGCGGAUGAAGGAAACGUUCACGGAGAGGGGAGGACUUCAGUCCUUGAAACGGCACAAGACGGGGAUGAGGACAGAGACAAUCAUGUCUCCAUGGGGGCGCCACGCCCACGCCCACGCAGGUUGCCGCUCGUUCGGAGGUCCCCAGCACCGUGGUGGAGCUUUUGUGGAGUUCUUGAUGCGUUUGCAGGCGGUGAAGACUGACAAGGACUCAUCCUAAUCUGGUAUCAGCUUUUGUUUACACAGAUUUCCAGAUGUCGUCAGUCCACACGGGAGUAUUAGGCCUUCUAAAAUUUCAAAAAAAAAACCUAAUGCUCACCCCAUUCUGCUACCCACAAUGUACCUCAGGGCCUGAGGUUUUAUCCACAAUGUGCAGUGGCUUUGACCAUUUGUUUUUUCUCUCUCUCUCAUUACUUUCCUUCAUUUUAGAAGCUUUGGACUUCCAACUAUAGGGUGUUGCUCCAAACAAGGAUUGGGUUUUGCCAUUUGUGCUUGUGUGUUGACCACUGGAAAAGAAUUGGAUUGAUGUUUACGCUGAA